Aspergillus uvarum CBS 121591 is the source of this 825-nucleotide messenger RNA. RefSeq lists its product as uncharacterized. The transcript has 3 exons. NCBI's taxonomy places the organism in Eukaryota, Fungi, Ascomycota, Eurotiomycetes, Eurotiales, Aspergillaceae. The record is from RefSeq and is a predicted model, not a curated record. Bases 1 to 825 code for a protein of 274 amino acids.
AUGCACUCCAUCCCUCGACUGGUUUUCCUCGCGCUAGGAAUAUCACCUCUCGCCUGGGCUCAGCUGGAGACAAUCGACAUCACCACCUCUGGCAUUCCUCGGACCAGUUCAACCUCAUCGACCGACUCGCCCUCAUCGUUAUCCUCAAGCUCGACCUCCAGCUCAGCAUCAUCGACAUCAACCCCGCCCCCUACCUCCCUAUCCAGCACCACAACCGCAACCGCAACCGCAACCGCAACCACAACCACCCUUAACAACCCACUGGACCUCACCACAAUCUUCACCCAACCCGCCGACUGCGCCACUGGAAUAACCGAGAUAGCAGCCUGGUCCACUGAACUCUGGCAAAACAUCAUCAACCCGGUUCCCACCCUAACGCUAUCCUCCUGCUACCCCAGCCAAUUCUACUACAGCGCAAUAGCAACCACAAUCCUUCCACCAUACGCCCAGUUAGUCUGCCCACUGAACUGGGAGGUGUACAACCUCACCGAGACGUAUCUCGUCUGCUGUCCGAGCGGGUACGGAGUCUACUUGCCCAACUACCACAAGACGACGCGCCCCGGGCUGGGCGCCGUCUGCACGUCCAAUGUCUGGCCGAGCGUGCUGAUGGACAUCACCCGCUACGAUGCCGCGGGGAAGGUGACGGUUAUUCCGACCUCUGCAGGGGAGGACGUGACGGUGGUGUUUGCGACGGCGUUUGAUGGGACCGUGGCUACGGUUGUGGGUAAGGCUACGGCGACGGCCGGGGGGAUCUCUGGUUCUUCGGGCGAGGGGUCUGCAGGGCUCGAUGAGUCAUUGAAAGAAAGGGAGAGUACUAAAUGCUGA